CAAACCUGUAGAUUAGCUGAAGUAUCUUGUGUGGCUGGCUAACCACCUCUUAUCCGCGUUUACUUGGACUGCUUCCGUCUGGGCCUUUGGUUUUCGAUUCUCGGGUAGGGAAACGUCCCCGGCUCCAUUUCCACCUUUCCCGGUUGCUUCACCUCCGGAUCCCCGAUUCAUUGCCCAUCGGCGGGGAGCUGGAGCGCCACCGGCACUCCUUUAGAAGUCCAGAUUCCAGAGUAGCAGCAGUUCCAGUCUCCACUCCUGGGAUCUGUAGAGCUUAAUUACCUGCGAGAUGGAGCUGGGUCCAAUAAGUGCCUCGUUAGGUGCCAUGCGCUCCCUUCCACGGAAGCUCCAUGAGCUCCUGGCGACCAAGCACCGGAUUCUGCGGGGGAUUGUGAUGGACGAGAUCGAGCAACUCACAGCUGAUCUUCGCAUCCAGUACAGCUUCAUGCUGGUGCUCUCAACUGCGCAGGACCCUGCUAUGAGUGCGAGGUACUGGAUGAAAGACGUGCGCGAGCUUUCCUAUGACAUGGAGGACUUUGCCGACCAAUUCAUCCAGGCGCAUGGUCGUUCGAAGAUUUUUUCUUUAAAGAGAAGGCAUCAUGCUCAUGGCCGCGCCAAGAUCCGUAGAGCUAUUUUGCGCAAGCUUAUUUAUCGGAUGAAAGACAUGGGCGAGCCGUCCUAUGACAUGGUGAAAUUUGUUGACCAAUUCAUCCAUGCUCAUGGCCGUGCCAAGAUCCGGCGAGCUACUUGCCGCAAGCUUGUUUCUCGGCUCAAGAUUAGCCGCCUUCCAGGCAGGCGGAGGUGGCGCUCAUGGAUCACCAACAUGGUCUCGGAAUUCAGGACUCGAGCGCAGGAGGCGACUCGGCGAUGCCAGAGGUACAAGUUGGAUGAUUGCGUCUCCAAUUCUGGAUAUUCUCGUAUUGGCCAUGAGCUUCCAACUAUGUUGCAAGAUCCUAGUGAUCUUGUUGGCAUAGAAGACGCGAUGGAUGAGCUUGAACGGUGGUUGACCGAUGGAAAAAAGCCCCUCAAGGUGGCGUCCAUCGUCGGUGUCGGGGGAAUCGGUAAGACCACUCUUGCCCAAAAAUUGUGGGGUAAACUCCAUGUACAAUUCGAGUGUGGGGCAUUUGUGAGGACAGCCCAAAAGCCCGAUAUGAGGGGUAUUCUCAGGAACAUACUCUUGCAAGUUCGCCCCCACCAACCACCGGACGCUGGAGAGAUGCACCACCUGAUCAACGACCUUAGACAAUACCUACAAGGCAAGAGGUACUUUGUUAUAAUUGAUGGCUUAUGGGCUACAUCAGUAUGGGAUGUAGUUAGUCGUGCUUUUCCACAGAAUGGUCGUUGUAGCAGAAUAAUAACUACGACAGAAGUAAUGGAAGUAGCUCUCGCAUGCUGUUGUUUUAUACCUGAGCAUAUUUUUAAAAUGGAAGCUCUCAGUGAUAAAGACUCAGAGAAAAUAUUUCUCCAAAGAAUUCUCGUCCCAGGAAAUCAAAGUCCCAAGCAGUUUGAUGAUGUUAUACCUCAGAUUGUGAGAAGUUGUGGUGGCCUGCCACUAGCAAUCAUCAUUGUAGCCAGAAUUUUAGCAAGUCAACCUGAGAAACUAGAACAAUGGGGCAGUGCACACAAUUCUUUUGAGUCCAUUUUUGGGGUAAAUCCUACCAUGGAAGGGUUUAUGGGACAAAUAUUGAACGUUUGCUUCAUUAGUCUGCCACGCUAUUUGAAGACAUGUCUGCUAUAUCUUAGUACAUAUCCAGAGGGCUACCUAUUCUUGAAAGAAGAUUUGGUGAAGCAAUGGGUAGCCGAGGGUUUUAUAUGUGCAAACGAAGGUGAAGACAUGGAGGAAGUUGCCAAGAGAUACUUUGAUGAGCUCGUCAGCAUGGGACUAAUUCAAGUUAUGGACAUCAACUGCAAUUAUGAGUUGUUUUGUUAUUCAGUACACCAGCUGGUACUUGAUCUCAUUACAUACAAGUCUAUUGAAGAGAAUUUCAUCACUGUGGUGGAUUAUUCACAAACAACAAUACCAUUUAAUGAUAAAGUUCGUCGAUUGUCACUCCACUUCGGCAGUGCAACAUAUGCAACUACACCAACAAGUAGCAGAUUAUCACAAGUUCGAUCACUCUUCUUUUCUGGCCUGUUUAAUUGCAUGCCUUCAUUUGUGGUGUUUAAGUUUCUCCGAGUUCUAAACCUUCAUGUUUGGGAUGAUAGUGGAACCACGGAGUUGAACCUUACAGAAAUUUGUGAUCUCUUGCAGUUGAGAUAUUUGCAGGUCACAUGUGAUGUCAUUGUAAAGCUACCAGAUAGGAUUGCAGGGAUGAAACACUUGGAAACAUUGGAAAUAAACGCACGAUCAUGUGAUGUUCCACCGGACAUUGUCAGACAUUCAAGCUUGUUGCAUCUCCGUCUUCAAGGUGCAAAUCUACCCAGUGGAAUUGGGGGCAUCAGAUCUCUGCGUACACUCAUGUACUUUGACCUUGGCAAUAGCUCUGAAGACAGCCUAAGGGGCCUUGGUGAGCUGAUAAACCUGCAGGAUCUUCAUCUCACCUAUUCUUCAUCACCCUCUAGUGAACAUUUGAAGAGAAAUCUGAUAGCUCUGGCCGCUUCAGUCGGAAAACUGUGCAACCUCAAAAAUCUCACUCUGGCUACUGGUGGUACUGCUGCAAGGGUUGUUCUUUUUGAUGGUUCGAGUGACAUGUUUUUGCCCAUGUUUCUUGAGAGAUUUGAGUUGUUGCCUCCCAUUUGCAUCCUUUCCAGACUUCCAGAGUGGAUCGGACAACUCCGCAAAAUCUGCAUUGUUAAAGUUGCUGUCAAUGAACUACCAACUACUGAUAUUGCUAUGCUCACGGGAUUACCUUCCCUCACAGUUCUCUGGUUGUCUGUUCAGACUGCUCCUGAGGGAAGGACCGUCUUCAACAAUAAGGCAUUCCCAGUUCUCAAGUAUUUCAAGUUUACUUGUGGUGUACUUUGCAUGUCUUUCAUGGCAGGAGCCAUGCCUGAUCUUCGUAGGCUCAAGCUGGUUUUCAACACCCAUACCGGGGAGGAGUACGACAACAUGCUUGCUGGAAUUGAGCACCUUUCAAAACUCCAGGAUAUUGUUGUACAAAUUGGAGCUACCACCGGAUCUGACUGGAGGGCUGCAGAAUCAGCGAUUAACGAGGCCGUUGACAAGCACCCAGAAUUUCCUGGACGUAUCUUUCAAUGUGUGGAUCCGAUUGCAGAAGAGUUCCGUCCUUUAGAGAAACAUCAUUGGAGCAACGAAAAAAGCACAUUAGAUGAAAAAAUUGGGGUUUUAGAGAAAUCUAAUGAUAUGAACAAACAUGCUGAUAUUGGGUCAUCUCAACUUCCGAAUCUGCCAUCGACUGUUGCUUCGGGUCGCCUGAAGUCAGGUAGUUUAGUUGAGGAAUCAAAAGAGUGGGCAGCACCAUCAUCGCAACUCGUCGGGCAGGCGACCGGGCUCAUCUCCAAGAUCAUUCGGGCGGUGGAGAUGGCACCCCAGAACAAGCUCGAGUGCAAGCAGCUGGCGCGCCGCGUGUCCGCGGUCCACGGGGUGCUGUCUAGCCUGCCGGCCCACCCAGAGUUGGCGCCACCUCUGCAGAAGCUGAAAAACACGCUGGAGGAGGCGCACCGCAUGGUCAUCGCCUGCCAGAACCGGGGCGCCGCCAGCCACUUCUUCGGAUCCCGCCGCCACGCCGAUUGCUUCAAUCAAGUCAACAACAGGAUUAUCUCCGACAUCGUCAUCCUCAACCUCAGCCUAAUGACCUGCGAAGUCCUUCAUAAUCCCAAUCACAUCGGCGUACCGACUGCCACAAUAGCCACGGCGCCAUCGCUGGGCUGCUCUUCUGCUGGCAUCAUGGACUUGGCAGUUGUGGAGCAUGCGGCCCCGGUGGCGCAGCUCGUCGGGGACGCGGCUGGGCUCAUCUCGAAGAUCAUUCGGGCGGUGGAGACAGCACGCCAGAACAGGCUGGAGUGCGAGCAACUCGCGAGACGCCUGUCCACGGUCGACGGGGUGCUGUCUAGCCUGCCGGACGACCGGGCGUUGGCGCCGCCGCUGAAGGAGCUGAACGACACGCUGCAGGAGGCGCAUGGCCUGGUCCUCUCCUGCCAGAAGCGGAGCUUCAGCAGCCACUUAUUUGCCCGCCGCGACGCCGACAGGUUCAGAGAAGUCAGCGCCAGGAUCGGCUCCCACCUCAGUCUCUUAUCCUUGCUCAUCUAUGCCGCCAUCGCCAGCCGCCUAGAUCGAAUCAGUCCUCCCGCCCACACCGGCGUACCGUCGACCACCACGGUGCCAUCGCUGGGCUAUAGCUCUGGCUCGCUUCAGACUCAGAUGGUGGAACCCGAUGACUGCAGGAUGUUCACGUGGGCGGAGAUUGCAGCGGCAACCAACAACUUCGCCGUCGAGCUCCGCGGAGGUUGGUCGGGGAGGGUGUACAAGGGCUGCCUCCACGAAGGCCCGGAGGUGGCCGUGAAGGUGUUGGACAAGCACGGGCGGCAGGACAUGGAGGACGCGUUCGUGACGGAGCGUGACAUUCUCUCCCCCCUCCGCCACGAACACAUCGUACGCCUCGUCGGCUGGUGCGCCGAGGACGAUGACCGCAUGUUCGUCUACGAGCACGCGCAUAUGAGCAACGGCACGCUUAAAGACCAUCUGCUGCGCGAGCGCGAAGGCGGCUCUAGCUGGUCGCCGGUGACGACGUUCUGGAGAACACGCAUCGAGGUGUUGCUGGGCGGAGCCCGAGCUAUCGAGCACCUGCACGGCGCAGUGCCACGGAUCAUCCACGGCAACGUCAGCUCGUCCAACAUCCUGCUGGACGCGAGCUGGACGCCACGCCUGUCCGGCUUCAGCUCAGCGGUCUUGCAAGCGGAGGGCAAGGAACAGCUCAUCGCUGACACGACGACCCCGGCCAGCGACGUAUACAGCUUUGGUGUGGUGAUGCUGGAAACACUGAUGGGGAUACCGCCGGUGAUCGGCAGCUGGAACAAGGGAGAGGACCCCACCGCGCUGGUGUACUCGAUACUGGACGACCGACUGAAGGCAACGCCGUCCCAGCUGGAGGCGCUGGUGCUCCUGACGCACAUGGCGGCGUGCUGCCUGCGGCCGCAAGGGAAGAACGGGCCGGCCAUGUCGGACGUCGUGGCCAUCCUGGACAAGGCGCUCGCGAUCAUAACUACGCAGCGAUGAGCCUUAACCUAUUACAGGGAUGGUGACGACUCACCAAGAGGUACUCCCUCCAUGCCAUAGACCUCUUACCUUAUGGGACGGAAGGAGUAGUUAAUAACUGCAUGCUGUUCUGAUAGGGUCUUAUUUCUUGUCAGGAUGUGAUCUGAACUAUGUUUUUUUACGGGAAUCUGAAGUGUACGCUUGUGAUCGUGUUUGGCACUAGGGCGUGUGUUUGCUUUGUGCCCCAUAUAUAGCCCCAGGGCCGGUCCUGAGAUUUCAGGGGCCAGAGCAAAAUUAUAACCGGGGGCCCUUUAUACAUCCAACAUUGUGAUCAUUAUGUCAUGUUUAGAUAAAAAAUUUAUACAAAUUGUUCUCAAUUUUUUUUAUCAUGGAGUGCAAAACCAGCUGGUCCACCUAGUUCCAGGAUCUAAUUAUAUAUUAGAGUGAAUUCCAUUUUUUACCUUGUAGUUGUACAUUUGUGACACAUAUUACCCUAUUUAGCGGAACUUUUAUCGAAAUGUCAGAUUUUGAAGACUUUUAA
Messenger RNA from Triticum aestivum (bread wheat), 5693 nucleotides. Its product is annotated as disease resistance protein RGA5. The transcript is spliced from 6 exons. Gene Ontology annotation, molecular function: ADP binding; protein kinase activity; ATP binding. The record is from RefSeq and is a predicted model, not a curated record. The coding region runs from base 287 to 5173 and encodes 1628 amino acids. Gene Ontology annotation, biological process: protein phosphorylation; cell surface receptor signaling pathway. Lineage: Eukaryota; Viridiplantae; Streptophyta; Magnoliopsida; Poales; Poaceae.